Papilio polytes (common Mormon) is the source of this 915-nucleotide messenger RNA. RefSeq names its product malate dehydrogenase-like. Lineage: Eukaryota; Metazoa; Arthropoda; Insecta; Lepidoptera; Papilionidae. The transcript has 5 exons. The record is from RefSeq and is a predicted model, not a curated record. Gene Ontology annotation, biological process: tricarboxylic acid cycle. Gene Ontology annotation, cellular component: mitochondrion; cytoplasm. The annotation marks the transcript as partial. Gene Ontology annotation, molecular function: L-malate dehydrogenase (NAD+) activity.
AUUGCUUGCGCGCGAUUCUGCCCCUAUGCCGUUGUCGCCGUGCAGACGCCGCCCGUUGACUGCAACUUCGCUCUAUGCAUGCAUACGCUAAAGAUGGCAGGCGUGUACGACAAGCGCCGCGUGCUCGGCAUCAACUCGAUCAGCUCUAUGCGCGCCAACCAGCUGUUCUGUGCGCUGACUGGCGCCGACCCUGCUACCACCCACACGCCUGUUAUCUGCGGCACGGGCAGAUGUACGCGAGUACCAGUCUUCUCUAAAGGGAAAGCUGGCAACUUCCCACAGACGCAAGUGGAAUGCCUCACAAAGUUGGUGAGGGAGGCUGAUGAGAUUAUAUGUAAGGUUAAAGCCAAUUAUGAGCAAGGUCAUCUCUCCAUCGGGUUCUCGUCUGCAAGAUUUGUUACUAGCGUUAUGAAAGGUAUGUUCGAGAAUAAGUCGUUUAUCGACAGCGCACUAGUAGAACAGGAGGAGGCGGGGAAAUGCUACGGCAUGGAAAUCUGCGCCACGCCGUUGUCUAUUGGCAAGGGAGGGAUUGUGGAGUAUGUUGUACCCACACUCAAUGAAGUAGAGACCAAGCUGUUAGAAGAAAGCAAGUGUGAUCUCGAAGAUAUGUUGAACCUGGGCCGGUGUUACGCGGUGGGCGAAGAGUACUGCUUGAAUCCCUGCAAGAUCUACAACUACCCGCCAUGUAUGCCUUGCGAGAUUUGUAGAUCGGGAGAAUUGAAAAGGAAUAGAUAACUUAAACAUUACUUACCGAAAGGCAUUUUAUAUUUUAAUAUUUUAAUGCAAUUUAAAACUAUUUAACAACUCAUUGAGACUGAAUCCGAAAUCCCAAUGUUUAUAUUUUUCUAGUUAUAAUCCAGCGAUGAUUUUGAUCGUUGGACUAAAGUACUUCACUUAUAAUCAAACAAAAACAUU